Messenger RNA from Ilex paraguariensis (yerba mate), 1821 nucleotides. Lineage: Eukaryota; Viridiplantae; Streptophyta; Magnoliopsida; Aquifoliales; Aquifoliaceae. The record is from the annotation of a GenBank genome assembly.
ACUCAUUCACCCGAUCACCGGAAUACCACCUUAUCCUCUUUCAACACUCCCUCUGGGCUGCUAAUUGCCCCCUUCCCUUCUCUGUGUCUCUCUUCUCCUACACACACACACGCAAACCAUGUAAUCAUAACAAUUUAUUGAACUUUCUUGAGCCAAUCUUCAAUCUUUUUGGCUUUGAAUUUUGAAAUAUGGACUCGCCGGGGUCCGAUUCAGCGGCGCGGUCUUCGGUGAUCGAUUCACUGAAGGGUUGCACAUUGGCGGGGGUUCGAAUUCCGAAGGAGGAAUUGAGGAAGACGAUCACUGUGCCGGAGUAUUUGAGGUUGGCAAUGAAAGAUGCGAUUGAGGCCAAGAACGUUAGUGGUGGAAAAAGACAUUUUGAGGCGACUCAUGUGGAAGGGUCCGAACCGUUGGAACCAGCCGAGGCCCCAUUGGUGGUGUUUGUUAAUUCGAAGAGUGGUGGACGGCAUGGGCCGGAGCUCAAAGCUAGGUUGCAGGAUUUGAUGGGUGAAGAACAGGUUUUUGACCUUUCAGUUGUGAAGCCUCACGAAUUUGUUGAGUAUGGAUUGGGUUGCCUGGAGAAGUUUGCUAGUCUUGGGGAUAGCUGUGCCAAAGAGACUCGAGAAAAGCUGAGGGUUGUGGUUGCUGGAGGUGAUGGUACAGUGGGAUGGGCCCUAGGGUGUCUUGGAAAGCUUCAUGAACAAGACCGGCAACCCAUUCCACCGACAGCAAUUAUUCCACUUGGUACUGGAAAUGACUUGUCCAGGAGUUUUGGUUGGGGUGGCUCAUUUCCUUUUAACUGGAAAUCAGCUAUCAAAAGAACUCUUGACAGGGCUAGCAAUGGUCCAACGUGUCAUUUGGAUAGUUGGAAUCUUCUAAUAUCAAUGCCAGCUGGGGAGAAAAUGGAGACACCACAUUCUCUGAAGCCGACGGAAGAAGUUUCCCUAGACCAGGGAUUGGAAAUCGAAGGGGAGUUGCCUGAGAAAGUGUGCUGCUAUGACGGAGUGUUCUACAAUUACUUUAGCAUAGGAAUGGAUGCACAAGUUGCUUAUGGUUUUCACCAUUUACGCAAUGAAAAACCUUACCUUGCACAAGGUCCUAUUUCAAAUAAGAUCAUUUACUCUGGAUACAGUUGCAAACAAGGUUGGUUCUUCACACCUUGUAUCACUGAUCCAAAUUUAAGGGGACUAAAUAACAUUGUAAGGAUGCACAUUAAAAAGUUUAAUUGCUCAGAAUGGGAGCAGAUUCCCAUCCCUUCAAGUGUUAGGUCUCUAGUUGCUUUAAAUCUUCAUAACUAUGGAAGUGGAAGAAAUCCUUGGGGAAAUUUGAAGCCAGACUAUUUGGAAAAGAGGGGCUUUGUUGAGGCCCAAGCUGAUGAUGGCCUCUUAGAAAUUUUUGGCCUAAAACAUGGAUGGCAUGCUUCAUUUGUUAUGGCUGAACUUAUAUCUGCCAAACACAUUGCUCAGGCUGCAGCACUUAGAUUGGAGCUCCGAGGUGGAGAGUGGAAAGAAGCUUUUAUGCAGAUGGAUGGGGAGCCAUGGAAACUGCCAAUGAGCAAGGAUUAUACAACAGUCGUUGAAAUUAAGCGGGUACCAUUCCAGUCGGUUAUGAUCAGUGGAGAGUAACUUCAACGGCUUUCCUCAACUCAGCUAUAGAUUCCUACACUAUUUGGUUAAUGCUCUCUGGCAAUCCAUGUAAAAAAACAAUUUGUCUCCUGAGGGCUUCCAAUUAUGUUCAUAUUGAUGUGGCUAGACAGCUAGUAUAAUUGGCAUCAACGAAUCAUUGUACCAAAUUUACUGUUAAUAAAUCCCUGUUUUUUGCAUC